Molecule: messenger RNA, 3309 nt
Organism: Cinclus cinclus
Lineage: Eukaryota; Metazoa; Chordata; Aves; Passeriformes; Cinclidae
Product: myosin-IIIb-like
Exons: 28
Coding region: 1-3309 (1102 amino acids)
Cellular component (GO): myosin complex
Molecular function (GO): ATP binding; cytoskeletal motor activity; protein binding
Source: RefSeq, a predicted model, not a curated record
AUGGUGUCGGUGUCGGUGUCGCUGUCGCUGGGGGAGCGUGGUCCCCCGGCCGGCGUGGCCGGGGAUCUGGCGGCGCUGGCCGAGCUGGACGAGGCGGCGCUGCUGGCGGGGCUGCGGGAGCGCUUCCUGCAGCAGCACAUCUACACCGACAUCGGGGACAUCCUCGUCUCCAUGAAUCCCUUCCAGCCGCUGCCGCUCUACGGGAGAGAGGUCUCCGAGCGGUACCGGCGCCUCCAGACCGACGCGCUACCGCCCCACAUCUUCGCCGUGGCCAGUCGCGCCUACCACGCCAUGCUGGGCCGCGGGGGCGGCGGACCCCGCAACCAGUGCAUCCUCAUCAGUGGAGAGAGUGGUGCUGGGAAAACAGAGAGUACGAAGUUGUUGUUGCAGCACAUAAUGAACCUAUGCAAAGGCAACUUACAGCUGGAACAGCAGAUACUUCAGGUGAAUCCGUUGCUUGAAGCUUUUGGCAAUGCCCAAACAGUGAUGAAUGACAACAGCAGCCGCUUUGGAAAAUACAUACAGCUGCGUUUCCAGAAAAAUACAGUGCAAGGUGCAAAGCUGAGUGAGUACCUGUUAGAGAAGUCACGGGUGGUGCAACAAGAUACUGGGGAAAGGAAUUUCCACAUCUUCUACUAUAUGUUUGCUGGACUAUCUUCAGAGCAGAAGGAGAUGUAUGGGUUAUUGGAUCCUUCCCUCUACAGGUACAUAAGUGGACGAUUUGGUACAAAGGAAGUAGCUGAACGCUGGAAACACAAAUACCAAGAGGUUUGCAAUGCCCUUGACAUGGUGGGCUUCCAAGAACAGGAGCAAGUGGACAUGCAGGCUAUCUUGGCUGGUGUGCUGUCUCUUGGCAAUGUGACCUUUGAGCCUGAGGAGAGCAAUGGGUCUGUAAAAGUCAGUGAAGCCUCUCAGGGAUGGCUGAAGGCUGCAGCGGGUCAGUUUGGAGUCCAGGAAGAUGAGCUGUUAAAAUGCCUGAUUUGUACAACAUCAGUGACCCGAGGGGAACAGAUCCAGCGUUUUCACACCCAGCAGCAGGCAGAAGAUGCUCGGGAUUCAAUUGCAAAGGUGGCCUAUGGCCGAGUGUUUGGCUGGAUUGUUUGUAAGAUCAAUGAGCUGCUGGCUGAAAAUGUGGAUCCUGAGGUGGAACUGAGUGAGAUAGGCAUAUUGGAUAUUUUUGGGUUUGAAAACUUUGCAGUGAAUCGUUUUGAACAGCUUUGUAUAAACUUGGCCAAUGAGCAGCUGCAGCAUUUCUUCAACCAUCACAUUUUCCAGCUGGAGCAGGCUGCCUAUAAGGAAGAAGGGCUGCCUUGGGAGACCAUCACAUUCAACAAUAAUGAACCUAUUCUGAAUCUGCUCCUGGCCAAGCCACUUGGGCUCCUGUCUCUUCUGGAUGAGCAGAGUGCGUUCCCUCAGGCAACUGAUAAGACAUUUGUGGAUAAACUAAACAGCAGCUUUAAAGGGAGUUUACACUUCCAGCCAGCCCGAGGUCGUGUUUUGGGCUUCAGCAUCAUGCACUAUGCUGGGAAAGUACAAUAUGCUGCCAAGGGCUUUCUAGAGAAGAACAGAGACACCUUGCCAGCCAAUGUCCGUGGGCUCUUCAUCAACAGCAUCACCCCUUUGCUCAGUGUGCUGUUCACAGCCACUCUCUCCAGGACAGGGACCCUGAUGCCUCAUGUGAAAGCCAAGGUCAUACCAGGAGCAGAUGACAAGUUCAACAGCACAAGGAAACAGUCUGCUGGAGCCCAGUUCCGGCAUUCCCUGAUGGCUCUCAUGGAGAGGAUGUAUUCUGCCGACCCACACUUUGUGCGCUGCAUAAAGCCCAAUAACCAGAAGGAGCCAGGUGUGCUGGACAAUCAGGUGGUGCUGCUGCAGCUCCGGUACAAUGGACUGCUGGAGACAAUCCGUAUCCGAAGAGAUGGUUUCUCCUGGAGACCCUCCUUUGAGGAAUUUGCUGAAAGAUACAGAAUUCUUCUAGUUAAACCUGGUGCUCCCCUCACAAAAGAGAGCUGCUUGGAGAUAUUGCAAAGUACAGAGCUGAAAGGCUGGAUUUGUGGAAAGUCUCGACUUUUUUUUAAAUAUUGGCAUCAGGAAGAGCUGGCAAAGUAUGUGGAGCGACUGGAAAGAGCAGCAGUUAUCAUACAGAAAGUUUUUAAGGGAUUCAGAUGCAAGAAGAGUUUCCUAAAACUCUUGGCUGAGCUGAGAGCUCAAGAACAGCGGCUACAGGAGGAGGCAGAGAGAGAAAGACUCCGGCAGCUGGCACUGGCAGCAGAGGCCCAAGAAAGAAACUCCUUCCCAGUCCCCAUGCCACGAAAGAGGCGCCCUCAGUCUGGUCCUCAUCCUUCUGAUCAGUCACAACAGCCACCGGUGCCACGGCCACGCAGCAAACUAACAGAGUCCACUCCUUUUGAUAACUUCUUAAAACCUUCUGUGCCUCGUCCUCUCCUGGGAACUGAGGAACAGACUGGGGAAGAAGCAAAAAUGAGGAAACUCAAGAGAGGAGCAACUCUCCGCUGGUUCAAAGAGACACAGGCCCAGAAGGUCAUGCAGGAUGAUGGGGCCUUUCCAAGCUGGCUGCAUGGGAUGAUCAGUCGGAGGGAAGCUGAAAACUUGCUGAUUGACAAGCCUUUGGGUUGCUUUCUUGUUCGGAUCAGCCAGAGCCGACCAGGCUACAUCUUGACAUACCGGGGCGAAGGCCGCUGCAGACACUACAUGAUCCAGAUGCAGCCCAAUGCACGUUACGUCAUCCUGGGGGAGGACCGGGCUCACACCUCACUCACCGAGCUGGUGCAGUAUCACCAGACCAUGGGCAUCCAGCCCUUCAUGGAGAUACUGACUGUUCCCUGUGGGCAGAAAAGUAGUGAGAGCUUGUGUUACGAAAAUCUGGAGGGUCUCACGCUGAGUUCAUCAAAAGACAAGGGGGACACCCCUCCAGAGAAGCAGUCCUGUCCCUCCGUGCCUUCCAGCAGCAAACCUGCUCGGCAGUGGUUCAGGAGGACCAAGAAUUUCCAAAACCAGCAGACCUCAGACAAGGGUGGAACCAAGCCCAGCUCUGGAGAGAGCAGCCAACGAGUCUUCCCUCGCCUCCGCUCUUCCAUACGCCUGGCCAUGCAGGAAAUCCAGCAGGUGAGCUGGUUCUUAUCCUCUACCAAGCCACAGGGAGUUUUCCUGCCCAGAGACAGGACAGUGAAGGGUUCCACAGCAAGCACUUGGUUUCUUGGCUCCUAUGUCAUAGGUUUUGUUUGGUGGUCUUGGGAUCAAGACUGUAUUCCCUGGAAUAUUCCUUGCCUGCCUGUGCUGCUCCACUAA